AUGGCACCAAAGAAGGAUGUAAAGAAACCUGCAGCAGCCGCAGCACCAGCACCCGCGCCAGCGCCCGCACCCGCGCCAGCACCUGCGCCAGCUAAACCAAAAGAACCAACAAUUGAUCUCAAGAGCAUCAAGAUCGAGUUCUCCAAGGAGCAACAGGAUGAAUUCAAGGAGGCCUUCCUCCUCUUUGACAGGACUGGUGAUGCCAAGAUCACCCUGAGCCAGGUUGGCGAUAUCAUCCGCGCGCUGGGGCAGAACCCCACAAACGCCGAGAUCAACAAGAUCCUGGGCAACCCCAGCAAAGAGGAGCUGAACGCCAAGAAAAUUACUUUUGAGGAGUUCCUGCCCAUGCUGCAAGCAGCUGCUAACAACAAAGACCAGGGUACCUAUGAAGACUUCGUUGAAGGUCUGCGUGUUUUUGACAAGGAGGGCAAUGGCACAGUCAUGGGGGCUGAGCUCCGUCAUGUACUGGCUACUCUGGGUGAGAAGAUGACAGAAGAAGAAGUAGAAGAACUGAUGAAAGGUCAGGAAGACUCCAAUGGCUGCAUCAACUAUGAGGCAUUUGUGAAGCACAUCUUGUCCGUCUAAAUGGAAUUCCCCAGAUGCCAAGCGAACAAGCUGAAUUUGGAAAGACCAGAUGGCACCAGAGAUUUGUCUCAGUGAAACUUGCUCUGUCAAUCACUAUCAACACAGACACCAUGUAGGACUGACAACGUGCCUCCAAACCCGCUACUUUUUACCAGUGCAUCCAUACAUACCACCCUUUCAUUUCAAAAACCAAACUUUCAUUAAGGCAAGCUAGAUGGAACAAAGUGCUACCAUCCUCUGUCCAUCCAUCCUUCCAAAGCAUCUUUUUCCAUGUUGUUUGUCAAUGAAAUUAUAUAAUCCCUUGGAAAAUUAAAGUGUCAAUAAAUCCCUGUGGUCACUUUGAAGCUAUAAAAUCUUUCUUUCUCUA
Rhea pennata is the source of this 952-nucleotide messenger RNA. RefSeq names its product myosin light chain 1 (gene MYL1). Bases 1 to 585 code for a protein of 194 amino acids. The record is from RefSeq and is a predicted model, not a curated record. Lineage: Eukaryota; Metazoa; Chordata; Aves; Rheiformes; Rheidae. The transcript is spliced from 7 exons. Gene Ontology annotation, molecular function: calcium ion binding. Gene Ontology annotation, cellular component: myosin II complex; contractile muscle fiber.